UUUCAGUGUUUCACCUGGUGAUUUCAAUGUUAUAUUUGAUUUUUUCAGAACCAACAGUGUUUGUUCUUCAACCAACCAAUGUUCAGUUCACUAGAGUGCUGUUACAGUUAAUGUUGCUAUUGCAUUAUUGUAGUUACCAGAGCAACUUGAUGAUUUCAGUGUUACACCUGAUGAUUUCAGUGUUACCCCUGAUGAUUUCAGUGUUACACCUGAUGAUUUUAAUGUUCCAUCUGAUGAUUUCAAUGUUACACCUGAUGUUAUCAGUGUUACACCUGAUGAUUUCAGUGUUACAUCUGAUGGUUUCAGUGUUACACCUGAUGGUUUCAGUGUUACACCUGAUGAUUUUAAUGUUCCAUCUGAUGAUUUCAAUGUUACAUCUUGUGUUUUCAGUGUUACACCUGAUGAUUUCAGUGUUACAUCUGAUGGUUUCAGUGUUACCCCUGAUGAUUUCAGUGUUACACCUGAUUAUUUUAAUGUUCCAUCUGAUGAUUUCAAUGUUACACCUGAUGUUAUCAGUGUUACACCUGAUGAUUUCAGUGUUACAUCUGAUGGUUUCAGUGUUACACCUGAUGAUUUUAAUGUUCCAUCUGAUGAUUUCAAUGUUACAUCUUGUGUUUUCAGUGUUACACCUGAUGAUUUCAGUGUUACACCUGAUGCUUUCGGUGUAACUCCUGAUGAUUUCAGUGUUACACCUGAUGGUUU
Messenger RNA from Owenia fusiformis, 702 nucleotides. The record is from the annotation of a GenBank genome assembly. NCBI's taxonomy places the organism in Eukaryota, Metazoa, Annelida, Polychaeta, Sabellida, Oweniidae.